AUGAAGGACGGGGUGGCCAUUACCGAGAAUAACCGGAUCCAGUUCAGCAGUGGCGAUAGUGCCUACAGAAUGGGAGUCAUUGGAGCGACACAGGCCGACUCCGGGAAAUACUCCUUCGUUGUCGCCGGAAACCACGGAGGGGACAUUGAUGGUGGAUGGAGUGGGUGGGCGGUGUGGACGCAGGGCUGCUCGGCCGACUGCAGUUCGGCCACCGGCACGGACACGCGGACCAGGACCUGCACCAACCCAGCUCCGGUCAAUAACGGAAGCACUUGUGCCGGGGACUCUGAGGAGCAGAGAACCGUUCAGUGUGACACUUCCACUUGUGUGAGCUUCACCACGCAGCUGAACAACGUCACUGUCCAGAGUGGAAGCGACUUCACUCUGACCGCCGGUGUCAGCGGGACGACCACAUCGGCCGGAGAGUGGUCGAUGGGAGGCAAGGUUCUCGCGGAGAGCGACAGGAUGAAGUUUGGUCAGGAUGGUUCCGGGAAAUAUACCCUGAAUGUGACCGGGGCGACCUUCGCAGACGACGGGGAAUACACUUUCACUAUUGGAGGGAAAUCCACAAAAGGCACAGUGACAGUAGUAGGUGAGUCCCGAUGUGGAGUCGACGGCGGCUGGGACGCAUGGACUACCUGGCAUGUCGUCAGCUGUUCAGCCACGUGCGGCGUGAACGUGGCCGGCGUGUCGAGACGUGUCCGUUACUGCGACAAACCAACGCCAAGAAAUGGCGGGAAAAACUGUGAAGGGGAGAGAAUAGACAGAAACACUACCAUUUGUGACCUUCCAGAGUGUAUCAUUCUCAGCGGGCUUCAGAACCUUACGCUGCGAGCCGGCCAAGUGAUGACAAUGAACGCCGUCACCAAAGCGUCAGCGACGGGAGCAGCAGAGUGGUACCGCCACGGCCACCUUCUCCAUAACAGCAGCAGGGUGGGCAUCGCCAAAGACAACGCCAACCACACUUUGACCCUCCACGAGCUCACAGUUGGUGACACUGGCACAUACACAUUUAGUAUAGAGGGGCAGACCGCAGAGGGGCAUCUGGUUGUUGUAGCUGAUGGAGGCUGGAGCGUCUGGACGAGCUGGAGGAGAGCGUGUAGCGCCACCUGUGGGAACAACCUCCAAGGGACACGGGAAAGAAACCGGACCUGUGAUAACCCAGCACCAGCUAAUGGCGGCAUUGACUGUGCAGGAAGCGCAUCCGAAAACCUCACCGCGGUGUGCAACCUGGGACCCUGUGAAACUGGACCUGUUGACGGAGGCUGGGAUGAUUGGACGAAUUGGCGCACCACGACGUGUUCGGCUACUUGUGGUGACAACGUUGCCGGUGAAUUGCGACGUGUCCGGUACUGCGACCAUCCCAAACCCCGGAACGGCGGGGCUCAGUGUGUUGGGGAGCGGGUACAGACCAACGCCACCAUCUGCUCCACGCUGCCCAAGUGUUUAAUUCUGGUUGGGCUCAAGAAUGUAACGCUUCGGUCUGGGGAGAAAUUAACCCUGACCGCUGACGUGGACGAGAGCGUCCACUCCAAGGCGGAAUGGCUCCAGAAGGGCACCGCUCUUCACCCCAGCACGAGAGUGAAGAUCUACCACGACAAGGGCAACAACACCAUGACUCUAGACUCAAUGGACGGCGGCUGGGGUGCCUGGACGGAGUGGGUGGGGUCGUGUACUGCUACCUGUGGGGACAACAUCACCGUGCCGAGGAAGAGGAAUAGAACCUGUGACAACCCCACACCUGCACGUGGCGGGAACGACUGUGCUGGUGAUGCCACUGAGGAGACGACAUUACCAUGUGACGUGCCGUCCUGUGUUCCCAAUAUUAACGGAGGCUGGAGUGUAUGGUCGGCGGCGACGAGGGCCUGUAGUGCCACGUGCGGUCGGUCUGUGAGUGGGACGGACACGAGGACACGGACAUGUACCAACCCUGCUCCCAGUGGCACCGGCAGUCCAUGUGCCGGAGCUGCAAUCAACGGGGGAUGGAGCGUGUGGACGACAUGGACGAGAGUGUGUGACGCCACCUGUGGUCUAGCGGUCAGCGGGACAGACACGAGGUCGCGGACAUGUACCAACCCUGCCCCAGCCGGUACAGGCAGUCCUUGUGAAGGGGGACGAACCCAGACAAACAGCAUCACCUGUCCGCUUCCAGAAUGUCCAGGUGAGAUGUCUUAUGCUAUCAAAUUAUCAAGGUCGGAUGCCAUCUGCCCUGGCUGUCGGAAUGUCCAUGUAAGACGUGUUACCCCUGGCUGUGAGAAUGUCCAGGCAAGACGUGUUACCUGUGGUUGUCAGCUGCAGAAUGUCCAGAAUGUCCAGGUUCUGUGCGACUCCCUCUCUGAUAUUCGUGUAUUUUCAGUUGUUUUCAGGCAAGGCUUGCAAGAUGUCCGCAUCCCUGCUGGGGAAACUGUAGCGUUGUCAGCACAGUUGACCACAGCCGGACACACGGGCUGGACCUGGCAGAAGAACGGGGUAGCUCUCACGGAGGGGGACAAUGUCAAGUUUUCCGAAAACGGUGAUACAUACGGGCUAACUAUGACUGGGGCAGGAGUGGCCGACUCAGGGACGUAUACCUUCACAGUCGGAGGAAAGAAGUCGGAGGCGACAGUCACAGUGUUUGGUAAGAUGUAUGUCAUGGUGUGA
Molecule: messenger RNA, 2640 nt
Organism: Haliotis rubra (blacklip abalone)
Lineage: Eukaryota; Metazoa; Mollusca; Gastropoda; Lepetellida; Haliotidae
Product: SCO-spondin-like
Exons: 12
Coding region: 1-2640 (879 amino acids)
Source: RefSeq, a predicted model, not a curated record